CAUUCUUGAGAACACCGAAAGUCUCCCUAUCGGACGGUCAGUUUCGGCAACCGCUCACCGUAGCAACGACUCUACAAAAGCUCCAGGAUUACAGCCCGGCCCUUCUAACUAAGUCCAAUGAAACCUCUGGUGGGUCCUGGUUUGGCCUGGUUCUGUACCGGCAUUUCUGCUAUUGGAAUCCUUUUUCUUCUGGUUUUGUCCUAUCUGUUCGCCAACGGGGCAGAAACAUUAAUUCAUGACUUGGAAGGAUCAGAUUUGACUGGUAAACAAGUUGCCAAGACCUGUUUGGGUGCUGUUGGUAUUUAUGUGAUCACCUUUUUGUUUUGUGGCUCUCAAGUUUUGUCUCACAGAAAUCAAAGACCCAUCCACAUCUAGUAUACAAUAUUCGCACAUCUACUACCUCAUCGGCUCUCUCUCUCUCUCUCUCUCUCUUCUAUGAACAUCUUUUCAACAUAAUGCACAGUGUACAUUCACAUCGUACUGCUCAGUUUCCAUUAUCCGCGCCCGUCUUGUUCGUAGUUUAAUCUGAUUCUUUUGAGAGAAUAAACGGUAUGAAUACAUAAAUUUUACAAGAGAGAAAAUUAACGAGGCCUGCCCCCCC
Messenger RNA from Schizosaccharomyces japonicus yFS275, 601 nucleotides. RefSeq lists its product as hypothetical. Lineage: Eukaryota; Fungi; Ascomycota; Schizosaccharomycetes; Schizosaccharomycetales; Schizosaccharomycetaceae. Gene Ontology annotation, molecular function: RNA endonuclease activity. Bases 118 to 375 code for a protein of 85 amino acids. The transcript has 3 exons. The record is from RefSeq and is a predicted model, not a curated record. Gene Ontology annotation, cellular component: membrane.